UUCCCAAGAAAAUAAUAUGGACUGUACGAGGUACGGCUGAAAAUAAAGUUAGAUUAGGAGUUUGUAACAGUGAGAUGGAUGCAACAGUCGGAAUUGGAAUUCCCUCUCUACCAGAAGCCAAGUCUAAUCCUUCGGAAAGUAGCAUGAGCCCAGAGACUGUGUGCACCGGCUCGGAAAGAGAAAGUCCGAGGACCGGACACUCUUCUAUUUCACCUUCAGGACACGUUCAACCGCAUGUGUCCGGUGAGACUCUCGUAACUGGUCACUUGAAUGGAGCUGGCUCACCUGGUCAGGAGUCAGGCAUAAAUCUGUCCCCGAGCCCUCCCUGUUCCAGUCUCUUACCGGACCUGGCCACUCGCCAAUUCACGCCCGCUUCCCUCGCAUCAACCGUGGCUGGAAUGAUCGGGGCAGGAAUCAAACCAGGGGCCGAAAUGGCCUGUCACACUCCGUCUGGGGUGCCUGUUACCGGAGUUCCCUGGUCUCUUAUGACUAACAGCUACGGGUAUGGCAGUAGCCGAAUGGAGCGCCCGAUGCACACGGGUUCUCCGCCAGGGAUUCCCGCGGAGUCAGUCCACGAGUGUCGCCUGAUCGAUUACCGCGGUGCCAAAGUAGCCGCUUUCAGGGUGAAUAACGAGUACUUGCUUUGUCUCCCACAAGCCUUUGAACUGUUUCUAAAACACCUGGUUGGAGGGCUGCACACUGUUUACACCAAACUGAAACGACUGGACAUCACCCCGAUCGUGUGUAACGUAGAACAGGUGAGGAUCUUGCGAGGACUGGGAGCCAUCCAACCCGGCGUGAACCGUUGUAAGCUACUGCCCUGUAAAGACUUCGAUGCCCUGUACAAGGACUGCACCACUGCUAGUUGCAGGCCAGGAAGACCACCUAAGAGGGCUUCAAUGGUCAGUAUGUCCACCUCACCUAGCAAUUUAAUGAAGAAAGGAAGACUUGAAGUAGACUACCAUGGUUAUGAAAACGGAUUCGUGAAAGAUCACUUGGACAAAUCAUUCCUUCAUAACGGCUACAAUCACCACAUGGUGGCGCAAGCUGCAACAGCGGCAGCAGCAGCAGCGGUGGCAACUGGAGCACCCCCACACAUCAACACUUUACCCUUCAUGACACUAAACCACCAGGUGUCGCACCACAACAUGCUUCCUUGCACAAUGUCUCCAUCCUUUUCAGUUCCAUCUAGUCACUCUCAUUUGCAAGGACUUCCUCAAAGAAGUGAGGGCGUUGGUGUCAAAGAAAGGCCCGGACAUGGCUCCAAUAUUCAUUCUUCAAACAGAAUUCGAGACGAACGCUCUGACUUAGCCGGUGGUAAAGACAAACGUCACAAAUACGACAGCCAUCCAAUAAAAGAAGCAACCUACUUCAACGGUGCUGCCACCAACGGCCACAGUCCAGCCCUAAACCUAUCGCAGAACAGUAGCAGACUCGGAAUUACAGGAACGAAUCACGUAGGAGGUGAACACAGUGGAAGUGACCUAGCAUAUAAUGAUUUCUGUGACGAUGAUGAUAAUGAUACAGACUUGGACGAAGACGACGAAAGAGAACAAGACUACAGUGAUAGCGCUGACGUCAGCAGUACGGCAAACACGGACAGACUUGCAUCCAGUCAAGGGGUGUCAUUCCAGAAUGACGCAACCAUAACCAUGGGCCAGGCAGUAUUUUCCAUGGAAACAUUACUAAGAAACAUUCAAGGACUUCUAAAAAUUGCAGCAGAUAACGCCAGACAUCAAGAACGUCAGGUUAAUUUAGAGAAAGUGGAGCUGCGAGUCGAAAUCACCAGGGAGCGCGAGCUUCGUGAAAACCUGGAGAAACAGUUACUAGAAGAACAAAGGACGAGAAUAAUUUACCAGAAGCGGUUACGGAGAGAGAAACGGUCUCGAAGAAAAGUUCAGGUGCAACUGGAAGUCGAGGCUAAGAAACGAACACACUAUGAGGACGCUCUACGUACUUCCUCCGCAGAAACUCUACGUUUGUUGAACGAGUCCCUUGCGGAGGAAUUGGAAAAAGAGAGAUACAAUCGAACUGAGAGUGACAGAAAAAAUCAAGAAUGUCAGAUGCUGCUUUGAGAAGAAAUCUCCGAGUAUUCGCCAUGUUUAUCGUUGUGUGUAUAGAAUUCCCACGUUUUACUGGAAGUACUGGAUCCUGUUCAACGCAAGAAGUAAAUGGAACGAUUAGUGAAAAAUAUAUCGGGUAGAGCAACUUUUAACUUGUUUGUCAUAUGAUUAUUGGGGUGAACAUUACAGUGUUUACUACGCCCUGUUAGUUUCUUUAUUUGUGCGUAGAGUAAGCGCGGUUUCAUAUAUCACACCUAGCUGCUAUAUUAUAUAUAUUCUUGUGUAUCUGGCAGGAGACCAGAAAAUGUUGAAUUAUCGUUCGUUGGUCAAAUGCUCUGAUGUAAGAUGUAUGAAAAUAUUACACGUAGAACUGUAAAAUGUACCUGUCGUUCUUGUUGGCUGAUAAUAGUUGUUCAUUAUGCUGUUUUGGAAUCAAGGGUUUACAAGAAAGAGUCAUUUACUAACAGCUGUACGUCAAAAUUAUAAAAACGAAUAUACUCGCGUCUCUGAAAUAACAGAGUUGUGGGAAUGAUCCUUUUACUAUCAUUAGUUGAUUAUACUACUUAUAGAAGAACAUAGAGAGAGAGAGUUGCAUAAAUAUGUAU
Limulus polyphemus (Atlantic horseshoe crab) is the source of this 2668-nucleotide messenger RNA. Its product is annotated as dachshund homolog 1-like. The transcript is spliced from 10 exons. The record is from RefSeq and is a predicted model, not a curated record. The coding region runs from base 75 to 2075 and encodes 666 amino acids. NCBI's taxonomy places the organism in Eukaryota, Metazoa, Arthropoda, Merostomata, Xiphosura, Limulidae.